This is a messenger RNA of Neltuma alba, 1919 nucleotides long. RefSeq names its product polyadenylate-binding protein-interacting protein 12. Gene Ontology annotation, molecular function: RNA binding. The record is from RefSeq and is a predicted model, not a curated record. The coding region runs from base 365 to 1561 and encodes 398 amino acids. The transcript has 11 exons. NCBI's taxonomy places the organism in Eukaryota, Viridiplantae, Streptophyta, Magnoliopsida, Fabales, Fabaceae.
AGUUUGGGACGUUCUCAGGAAGGUCCAAAAAGCCACUGCAGCGAAAACGGACGAUCCGAAGAAGGCCCUUUUCCGUUCCUCUCCCUCUCCCCCUCUCUCUGCGCCUCUUUGUACAAUAAUCUUUCUCUUCUUCAGUAAAAUUAGUGACUCAAAGCUUGCUCUCUAAUAUUUACCUGUCUCUUCAUAAUUUCUGCAACUGUUUAUCCAUAAUAAUCGUUUCUUUCUGGGCUUUUAAACUACCGGAACAAGACGGUUUUCGAGAUCGGUUUGAUCUUUUGUUAAUGGGAUUUUGCUAGAUUAAGCCAGAAUUCAGAUAAUUUCGAAGAGGCCAAAAAGAUCAGCUCUUUUGCGUUUGGUAUUUAUUAUGGCGGUACCUGAGAAUGCCGGAGCCAUAAUCGGUUCAUCCAGUCAAAAUUUGGACGACAGUGUAGUGUCAUCGGACUCAACUGUGACCAAUGAGCUGGAGAAAUCGAAACCCAGAACCGAGGCUAUUGUAAAUGGUUUAGAAGCAGACGUUCAACCUGUCAACGGCGAUGAUCAGUGUCUGAAUGAUGUGUUCGGCCAUCAGGAUAGAGCUCCGUCGGUCCCUAACGGCAAUUACAAGUCUCAAAUCACUCAGAUGCGAAAUGGGUUCGAGGCAAAUGGGGUUCAGAACCAGCAGAUGGUGUUAAAUAAUAGCGGCUACGGAAUUAAGCAAAUAUCUAACGGAGUAAGGAACGAUGGAGAGGGUGGUGAGAGUUUCAAGCGUGAUAUGAGGGAUUUGGAAGAGUUAUUGUCAAAGCUGAAUCCCAUGGCCGAGGAAUUUGUACCGCCAUCUCUUACCGUUAAUCACGGAUUCUUAGGUGAUGCUGGGUUUAGCUACCCUAACAACUUUCUACCCCAAACUAAUUAUGGCAAUGCAAAUGGACAUACUAACAGAAGGAGGAAGAAUGGAUACAAUCAAGGGAAGCGAAGAGCUGAUAAUAAAAUGGAUUUGGAGAAGAGAGAAGACAUGAUCAAGAAGACUGUUUAUGUGUCUGAUAUUGAUCAACAGGUCACUGAAGAGCAGCUGGCAGCUCUCUUUCUUAACUGUGGACAGGUUGUUGAUUGCCGAGUAUGCGGAGAUCCUAAUUCUAUACUUCGUUUUGCCUUCAUUGAGUUUACGGACGAAGAAGGUGCGAGGGCUGCUUUGAACCUGUCUGGCACCAUGCUUGGAUAUUACCCAGUGAGAGUGCUGCCUUCAAAAACUGCUAUCGCACCAGUUAACCCCUCAUUUUUGCCCAGGUCUGAAGAUGAACGGGAGAUGUGCUCAAGAACAAUUUAUUGCACGAAUAUUGACAAGAAGGUCACCCAGGCAGAUGUUAAACUCUUCUUUGAAUCUCUUUGUGGAGAGGUUCAACGCUUGAGGCUUCUUGGAGAUUACCAUCACUCAACUCGCAUUGCAUUUGUUGAGUUCACUAUGGCUGAAAGUGCAAUUGCAGCUCUGAACUGUAGUGGUGUGAUUUUGGGUUCGCUGCCUAUCAGGGUAAGUCCAUCGAAGACACCUGUUCGGUCUCGUGCACCACGUGGGUCAAUGCACUGAGUCAUGCUUCCAUGUCUCUUGGGUUGGUUGCAUUUUUUUUUUUUUAAUAUGUUUACAUACAUAGAUAGGAGCAAAUAUUGUCCAAGGUAUCUGUGGUCUUUAGUCUAUGCCCGUGUCCUUGAGUCUUGGUGUAUGGUCUCCGUUAACCCCAGGGGUUAUGGAUUACUUGUUUAGCUUGUAGAGUUGGAUCUGGGAUGGCACUUCGAGGAUCUUUGAUGGCUUAAUUUAUGACACUCAAUCUGAUGGAUUCAUCUUUGAGACGAGAGAAUUUUAUGGUUGGAUGUCUCUUUAACAUCUGGAAUUUUCUUGGAGAAAACAUGAUAGAAAGCCGUUGUUGUUUCUCGUGUCGUGAGCUGUU